Molecule: messenger RNA, 1178 nt
Organism: Paramecium sonneborni
Lineage: Eukaryota; Ciliophora; Oligohymenophorea; Peniculida; Parameciidae
Source: the annotation of a GenBank genome assembly
AUGCAACCAAAUUCAAUUAGUUCUCCUAAAUUUAAAGUGAGUCGUUUCAAUCCUCAUCGAGAACAUUUGAAAACGUAAAUCGCACACACUUCUUUAUUAACUUUAAAACCUAGGGCAUCGUUGCCUAAGAUUCAAAAAAAUAGUUCUUAAAUAUCAUAGAGAAGUGAAAUUCCUCUAUUAAAAAUGUAAUCUAUGGGUUCGCCUUUAAGUCAGAGUUACCUUUUAGAAAUGGAAAAAGUUUAUUGUGUUUGGCACAGCGAAACUGGUAUAGUUGGAGGAGAAUAGAAAGUAUUUAAUCCUUAGCAUGUUAGAAACAUAAUUAAGAUGCUCUUAUAGUAUAGAACGUGAACGAUUAUUAAUUGUUUAUGGUAUGUGAUGGUCAUGGAAACUCAGGACAUUUAGUAUCAAAUUAUGUGUUGAAUACGUUGAUUCAGUAGAUUGAACAAGGAAUGUAAAGAAAUCAAUACAUGUUACAAUACAAUACUUAAUUACAUAAGACAGUAAUAAAAGGAGCAUUUGCAAAAACGUCUAGUUUAUUGGAACAGAGUUCUUUGCCAAUAAUUAGAAGUGGAUGUACAUGUAACUUGGUUUUGUUACUAUAAUAAAAUAUAGUACCAGCAGAUUUAGGAGAUUUUCAGUAGGAAUUUUAGAAGGAAUCAGUAAUAUAUUGUGCAAAUGUUGGUGAUAGUAGAGCCAUGAUGGUAAGUAAAGGAGUCAGAGGAGGGUUAAUAACAAAUUAAUUGAGUAUGGAUCAUAGAUUAGAUGUUGUAGAAGAAAGGAAUAGAAUAAAAUAGAAGGGUGGUACUAUAGCUUAAUUGCAACAUAAUGGUUAAUCAGUAGGUCCAUAUAGAGUAUGGUUAGAUGAAAUGUAAGGAUCAGGUUUAGCAAUGUCAAGAAGUUUUGGAGAUACUUAAAUGUAAUCAGUAGGUGUUACAUCAGAACCAACAAUAUAUGAAUCAAAGGUAAGAUCAUAAGAUUUGUUUAUGGUAAUUGCAUCUGAUGGUGUUUGGGAAUAUAUGACUAAUCAAUAAGUGGCUAAAUUAAUUUAUGAGAAAUAUGAGCAGUAAGAUCAGGCAGCAUAAUAUUUGGUAUCAUAGGCUUAGUAAUAAUGGAAGGAGAAUGAUGUAGUAGUAGAUGAUAUUAGUUGUAUUGUUGUGUUUUUUAAUUAAUCAUUAUGA